Orbicella faveolata is the source of this 1549-nucleotide messenger RNA. RefSeq lists its product as uncharacterized. The record is from RefSeq and is a predicted model, not a curated record. Lineage: Eukaryota; Metazoa; Cnidaria; Anthozoa; Scleractinia; Merulinidae.
AUGUCGUACGGCUCCCCUGUUCUUGUGUUUCUGGAUCGGAUCAUACGCAUCGAUGUCGGUAACAUACACCCUGAGACAACUGCAUUUGAGCUCGAUGAAAGCCCCCAAAAGCUUCAUAUUUUACAGCACCACACGUCACCGCUGAUGCCAACACAACGCAAUCGAUCGUCUGUAGAACUAGACGCGAAAACAAAUUUAUCUGAUGUUUUCUCAAGACACGAGUUUCAUUAUCUAAAUGUGCCUAACGUUGGGACAAUUACAGUUGACGAUAUCUUUGAUUGCACCUUUGAAUGCCUCCAAACUCCUACCUGCGUUUCUGUGAACCUGGCCGUCUCCAAAGGAGCCGAUGGAAAGCUUUGGUGUGAGAUUCUGUCCUCCGGUAAAUACCUUAACCCCACGGAGUUUAAAGAAAACGUGACGUCGCAUCACUUUUCCAAGAUGAUUACAACUACCACGUUCCUGGCAGGUGCCUCUCAUAGAAUUAAGGAAUUGGCCAUUGACCGCCGCGAUGAGUUAGUGAAGCUGGCCCCUCGAACGGUAGCUUUGACCCCUUGUUCUUCCAAUCCUUGUCAAAACGGAGGUAUCUGUGAGGUGAACUAUAAAGAUGACACAUUCAAAUGCGAUUGUGAGAAAAGUUUCAUCGGAAUAUAUUGCGAAACAGCUGCGAAGUCAUGCAAGGAGCUUUAUGACGCACACAAUUGCCGUUGUGAUUUUAUUUACCUCCCUGAUAUAAUAUUCAGCAGGCUCUUCGUCAACCAACUGGUUACACUACACCUUGGUCCAACUCCAACUACUGUUCUGUGUCACGUGGGAGAUUUUGGAUGUGGAGAUGGUGUAUGGACGACUGUCAUGAAGAUUGAUGGAAGUAAGAGCACUUUUCAUUACAACUCAGCAUACUGGAACGAUAGAAAUGAAUACAACCUUCCAGGAGGAGAGACUGGGUUCGACUCACAAGAGACUAAGUUACCGACCUACUGGAAUACAUCCUUCUCCAAGAUCUGUCUUGGUAUGAAGAUCGGCCAACAGACCAACUUCGUUAUCAUCAACAAGCAGGCCAACUCUCUGUACUCACUGAUCGCUGACGGGCAAUACCGCGGUACCUCACUGGGUCGUAACACCUGGAAGACGCUAAUUGGUUCCCAGGCCUCAUUGCAAUACAAGUGUAAUAAAGAAGGAUUCAAUUCCUUUUGCACCAGCCGUAAAGCCAGAAUAGGUAUCAUUAGCAACAACAGAAAUGCCUGCUCUUCGUGUGAUUCCAGAAUCGGGUUUGGUACUGGAGGACCUCCAGAUGACUCUAUUACUUGUGGAAAUGUGGCGAAGCGCAGCGGAGAUAAUGGGGAGAGAUUCAUUAAAACCAUGGGAUACAUCUUGGUCCAAUGAGAGAAAUAGAGAACGAUAACUCGGCUGAAAUAACGCGAAUAAUAGGUGAAGCGCUCAAUAACAAAAACAAAAAAACAAUAAUAAAAAAAAUCAUUUAUCAAUUAAUGUAAUUAUCGAACUUUAAUAUCACUAAUCAUUCAUCAUAGACUGAGAAAAUUAAAUUGGCAAC